ACUGAGCCAAUAGGCCUACUACAGCUAUAUUUCCAUGAUUUAUGACAGCCUAAUUUUCAUCAGGUUUCCCACCCGCAUCCCGCAAAGAAAGCCCGUGUGCGUCUGCGCCACAGGCAGCAAUCCGCUGGCUCAUGCCAGGGCUUCAUUUUCUCCAGCUGAUUCACGAGAAAUUACACCAUUCCGCUGCCUAUUGGGCGGAAUCCUGCGGGAGCUUGACACGGAGAGUGUGGCGUUUGCUGAAAUCAUAGGCGUGGUUUUGGAUGGAGAUGCUCCGUCUGCUCCCGCUGGGAUCCCCACCUGCAGCCAGUCACACCGCGUUUGUCACCGCUCCAGCUGCUAUUUUCUUGAGCUCGAGCCACUACAGCGCGAAUUUGAUUAGAUUUUUGUUUUUGUCACAGGGUAUAUUGAUUUUUCGUCUGGGGGUGUAGUGUAAUUACAGCGCUGUGGACGUACGUGCGCCCGGUUUAAUCACCUCCAGAGCGGCGACGGCGCACGGCACUUGGCGGCGGACAGCGCGUCGCUUGGCCUCCAGGCAGCAGCAGCAGCAGCAGUGGAAAAGGAGCCACGGCGGAGACCCUGGUUCAUGUGCAGGGCUGUUCGACGCGCAGGUCGUGCCCGCAGCGGUUCGCAAGGAUGGAAAAUACACGCAAGAUGCCCAAAAGAUCGCCCUGGCUCGGCUUACUUGUAGUGGCGUCUGUUUUACUUGUAGUGGACAGCAAGAAACCCAGGCAGCCUCGCUGUCCCCCAUCAUGUACAUGUACCAAAGAUAACGCGUUAUGCGAAAGCGCAGGACUGAUCCCUCGCAGCUUUCCCCCCGAUGUCAUAUCACUAUCAUUCGUCAAGUCUGAAUUCACUGAAAUCCCGAAAGAGAGCUUCAUCCACACGCCUGCCCUGCAUCUCCUCCUCUUCACAGCCAACAACCUGGAAUCUAUAAACGAGGAUGCUUUCCUUGGUCUUCCUCAUCUGGAGUAUCUGUUCAUCGAAAACAACCAAAUCAAAUCGAUUUCACCAAAUGCUUUCCGUGGCCUGAAAACCUUAGUGCACCUGAGUCUGGCCUACAAUAAUCUGGAGACUCUGCCCAAAGAUUUGUUCAAGGGUCUUGAGGCCUUGACGAAAGUAGACCUGCGAGGGAACCAGUUCAGCUGUGACUGUAAGCUGAAGUGGUUGGUGGAGUGGAUAUACAGCACCAACGCUACAGUGGAUCAGAUUUACUGUAAAGGCCCGGCCUCACAGCUGGACAAGAAGAUCAACGAUCUGGCGCCACAGUCCUUCGACUGCAUCACCACAGAGUUUGCUUCCUACCAGUCCCUAAAGUUUGAAUCCAUAUCGGUGGAGGCGUUUUCCUUUGAGAAUGACCAGUACGUUGUGUUUGCACAGCCCUUCAUUGGGAAAUGCAGCUUUCUAGAGUGGGAUCAUGUGGAGAUGGUCUUCAGAAACUUUGACGAUAUUGACAGCACAUCCACAGUGAUUUGCAAACCUCUGGUCAUUGACAACCAGCUCUUUAUCAUUGUGGCUCAGCUCUUUGGUGGCUCACAUAUCUAUAAGCGUGACACCUCUGCCAACAAAUUCAUCAAGCUCCAAGGCAUUGACAUCCUCAAAAUCCGCAAACCAAAUGAUGUGGAGACGUUCCGCAUCGAUGGAGAAUCCUUCUUCGUCAUAGCGGACAGCUCCAAAGCCGGUUCCACCACCAUCUACAAGUGGAACGGUAAUGGCUUCUACUCUCACCAAUCGCUCCACCCGUGGUACCGGGACACGGAUGUGGAGUACAUGGAGAUCUCCUCCAAACCCCACCUGAUCCUGUCCAGCAGCUCCCAGAGGCCGGUCAUCUACCAGUGGAACAAAAGCACCAAGCUGUUUGACAGACGCACUGACAUCCCAGAGAUGGAGGACGUCUACGCUGUGAAGCAUUUUCAGGUCAAAUCCGACCUCUUCAUCUGUCUGACGCGCUUCAUUGGCGACUCCAAAGUGAUGCGCUGGGACGGGGCCCUCUUCAGAGAAUUGCAGACCAUGCCCUCCCGUGGGUCCAUGGCGUUCCAGCCCUUCUCUGUGGGCAGCUGGCAGUACGCCAUCCUGGGCAGCGAUUACUCUUUCACCCAGGUGUACCGCUGGGAUGCCAAGAAGGGCGAGUUUGUCCAUUUCCAGGAAGUGAACAUCCAGGCGCCGAGGGCCUUCUCUCCUGUCUCCAUAGACAACCGGCAGUUCCUGCUGGCCUCAAGUUUCAAAGGGAAAACACAGAUUUAUGAGCACCUGGUCAUUGAUCUGAGCAACUGAGCAAUUGUUUUCUUGACUGGUUGGCUGGUUGUUUGGUUAUUUGAGUGGUUUCUGUGUUUAGAGAUUGCAACAGAUCCAGUGCUGAACAACACUGAAAGGGUUUAUCAUCAAUCGAUCCUAACUUGAGCAAGGCAGGCAUUACUCUUUUCUUUUUUUAAAUCAUCCUUUGAAAUCAGUGCAUGACACAUGCAAAGAUAAAUGCAUGUAUCUCAACCAAAUAUAUUUGGCUGAGAUGCCUGUCGAGUUCAAUGCAUGCCUCUCAAGUUAGGAUUAGAUCCAAUAUGUUGUCAAGACAUUAAUGCAUGACCAGGGCCUCACACAGGCCAUCCCAUCCUGAUGAAUGCAGCAUCCAUGCUCAUUAAUCCAUGAAAUCUUGCAUUGACCAGUAGUUUUGUGUGUGUGUGUGUGUGUGUGUGUGUGUGUGUGUGUGUAUUCAGCUUUUCAUGUGACUCUGCGAUGUUUAUACAUUUGUAAUCUCAUAUAUUUAUCUACAGAGUAAUAAUGAAAUGGUACUUUUUAACCUAUUAACAUGUUUAACUGAACAAAUCUGCCAAAACGAAAUGUUUACAAAUGUUUCUUGUCUUUCCACUUGUACGCUAAAAAGAUUUGUAAAUGAAGCUUUUGUAAGUUUAAGAGGGACCACACCAGUUAGAUACAUAUUUGUUUAGAAUUUGGAAAAUAUCAACAGAAAUGUUGUGUGAGGAUCUACCUGUAAAUCCUUGCAACUUACAUUUUUAUCAUUACUGGUUUAUAAUGUUUAAAGUAUUGAAAAUACAGUUUUUCAUAAGAAAUAUGGAAAACACUUUUGGCAAACUUGGAACUAUUUUCACACACUUAAAGGAACAGAAAUGAAAAAGUGAGGAUAUUGUUCAUAAUGCUUUGCCUUUGACUAACAUGUAUGCAAACUACAUCAAUUGUGUCAUGAUUAGGAUUAUUGACUAAUAUCAUGCUAUUUAGAGUCAAUAAAGGUUUACAUUAAUAACUGUUA
Siniperca chuatsi (mandarin fish) is the source of this 3259-nucleotide messenger RNA. Its product is annotated as leucine-rich glioma-inactivated protein 1-like. Gene Ontology annotation, molecular function: protein binding. Bases 634 to 2271 code for a protein of 545 amino acids. The transcript has 8 exons. Gene Ontology annotation, biological process: myelination. The record is from RefSeq and is a predicted model, not a curated record. Lineage: Eukaryota; Metazoa; Chordata; Actinopteri; Centrarchiformes; Sinipercidae.